Molecule: messenger RNA, 2167 nt
Organism: Corvus hawaiiensis (hawaiian crow)
Lineage: Eukaryota; Metazoa; Chordata; Aves; Passeriformes; Corvidae
Product: keratin, type I cytoskeletal 9-like
Exons: 9
Coding region: 76-1878 (600 amino acids)
Cellular component (GO): keratin filament
Molecular function (GO): structural molecule activity
Source: RefSeq, a predicted model, not a curated record
AACUUGGAGCUAUGAUUCCAGAACAACUGUAAGACCAGCUUUGAGUUUUCAGCUGAGUUAUUUCCUGCUGCCACUAUGAGUUGCAGCUCCAAGCAGCCCCUGAAAAGCUGCCUGCGAGGGAGCAGCGGUGGAGGGGGUGAAGGGAGCAGCUCGCAUUCCUCGGCCUCCUCAAGGACAAUUACUUCCAGGACGAGUGGUGGUGGCAGGUUUUCUGGCAGCAGUUGUGGUGGAGGAAGCUCCCGGAGCAGCUGUAGUGGGGGAAGUGGUGGUUAUGGCAGGCACAGUAGCUACGGAGGAGGAAUGAGCAGCAGCAGCUGUGGAGGAAGACUGGGCGGUGGAUGCUAUGGAGGGGGAAUGGGCCACAGCAGCAUGGGAACAGGCUUCAGGUCAGGUGGGAGCGGCUUUGGGGGAAGGUUUGGAGGGGGCUUUGGUGGAGGUGGUGCUGGUUUCAGUAGUGGCAGCUUUGGCAGUGGUGGCUUUUAUGGAGGGAAUGUAGGAAUUCUCUCCAACGACGAGAAGCUGACCAUGCAGAGCCUUAAUGAACGCCUGGCUUCCUACAUGGAGACAGUCAGGAACUUGGAAAAGGAAAAUGCUCAGCUUGAACAGUUAAUCAGGGAAUGGUACCAGAAGCAAGGCCCUAUUGGCCCAAAGGACUACAGCCACUAUUACGAAAAAAUUGAAGAACUUCAAAAACAGAUUCUGAUUGCGGCUGUGGAAACCCACAAGGUACUUUUGGACCUAGAUAAUACAAAGAUGACUGCAGAAGACUUUAGAAUAAAGUACGAGAUGGAGAGCGGGCUCCGGCAGAACGUGGAGAGUGACCUCAACAGCCUGCGGCCCUUGCUGGAUAACCUGACCUUGACCAAGUCCGACCUGGAAAUGCAGUUUGAGUCUCUGAAGGAGGAGAUCAUCGACCUCAAGAAGAACCACGAGGAGGAAAUGAAACUGCUGCAAUCCCAGUCCAAUGGGGAUGUGAAUGUGAAGAUGAAUGCUGCCCCGGGAGAGGAUCUGCUGAAAAAACUGAAUGAGAUGAGGCAAGAAUACGAAGCUAUUAUUCAGAAAAACCGUGCAGAGGUUGAAAAGUGGUACGAAGGCAAGAUGGAGGAAGUGAGUCAACAAGUCCACUCAAGUAGCCAGGAAAUGGAGGCAAGCAACCAACAGAUCUCUGUGCUCAGACGUGAAUUUCAGAGCCUGGAAAUUGAGCUGCAGUCGCAGAUCAGUCUGGUGGACUCUCUGCAAUCCAACCUGGAAGACACGGAACGUCGCUAUAACAUGCAGCUGCAGCAGAUCCAGGGCAUGAUCGGGCCCUUGGAGGAGGAGCUGGCCAGCAUCCGCUGCGAGAUGGAGAGCCAGAACGAGGAGUACAAGAUGCUCCUGGGCAUCAAGACUCGCCUGGAGCAGGAGAUCCAGCAGUACCGGGUGCUGCUGGAGGAGGGGCAGCAGGGCAUUAGCACUUCACAGGGAGGAGCUGGCAGUGGAUCUUCAGGAGGAGGAGGUCAUGGAGGAAGUAGUGGAGGAGGAAGCUGUUGGUCCUCAGGUGGAGGAAGCAGUGGAGGAAAAACUGGAGGAUCCUAUGGAAGAUCUUCCUCUUCUGAAAGUGGAGGAGGAGGGAGUGGAGGAAGAACAGGAGGAACCUGUGGUAAAACUUCAGGUGGAGGAGGUGGCAGUGGUGGAGGAGGAGGGGGUAAAUCCUGCCUCUCCCGCUCUUCAUCUUCCCAGUCCCAGCCUGGCAACUCUUGUGAAAGCCCAGGAGGUGCUGAAAACAUGAAGCUCUGCCUGGAAGGAAACAAAACACUGGAGAGGGGGGCAACCAUGGAGGAAGUGUCUGAAGCCAUAAAACACAUGAGAAUGGGGAGUUUUAGAAAGGUUGAGGAGUGAUCAGCAAGACCAGCAUCUUCCACUGCACCGCCUCCCAGUGAGGCCUUUGGACCAAGCAAGACUCUACUGAGCACGGCUGAACACACCCUGCCAUGAGCAGGAGCGAACACUUGGCCAACUUACUCAACACUGCUCACUCCAGGGGCUCGUCAGAGCUCUCUGGAUGUCCUGUCUGCUUCUUCCAUCUGUUUCUCUUCCGAAUCACUGUUACCUGAGUUAAUCUCUACCGUGAUUGGUGUUCCUGUGGAAUAAAUAAUAAAUCUUUGCUUCUCUCUGAUGCAACCAGAAA